Molecule: messenger RNA, 477 nt
Organism: Cadophora gregata
Lineage: Eukaryota; Fungi; Ascomycota; Leotiomycetes; Helotiales; Ploettnerulaceae
Exons: 2
Coding region: 1-477 (158 amino acids)
Source: RefSeq, a predicted model, not a curated record
AUGGCUCCAAAAUCAAACACUUCUUCCGUGUGUGGCGACACGUAUCUUGGUACUAUCGGACCAAUGAAGUGCUACACGGUUACUCUCCGCGGCGGCCUCACAGACAAAGACAGCAACUGGCGCCUGUGGAACGCCGACAUGAAAGUCUACCGUGACGGAGAAGGCAAGGGCGAAGAUGAAGAGGAAUGGGCAUCCAUUGACGACGAAAUCAUAAGCAAGAUGGAGAGACGAAGGAAAGCUAUCAUAUGGUUCUCGGUUUCGGAACCACUAAGAGAGAAAUACCUCACUGAUAUGGGAGGGCGAGAUAAGACGUCGGAAGAUGUUAUGAAGAGGUUGUUCGAGAAUGUUGCGCCGGAGGGAACCAAAUACGAGCCUCUCGAACCUCUGGUCGUUGAAGAGCAUAUGAGGGAAUCUAUACGGAAGGCGAGGGAGAAGAAGAUAUUGGAGAAUUCUGCUAAAAGUAAGGAGAACGCAUGA